AUGGAAUCUAUAGAGAAAGUCUUCCGAUUUCUGGUGAAUAGGGGCGCAGACAUCACCGUACGAACCCCGGAAGGUGACAACCUGCUGCAACUGGCCGCCAAACACAAAAAUUGGCCAGUCGUAGAGCUAAUGUUGAAACGAAGGGCAAGUCCUUAUGAACCAGACAGCGAGGGAUUUUCUGUCAUUCAUAGACUUGCCGAAUACACAGGGAGAAACCUCUCAGCUCUUUUUAUGCUUUUUAACAAAACUGCAGUGAUGACAUCACGGACCCCAAGUGGUGAAACAUUUUUUACAGCUUGCAGCAAAACAUGGAAACAUCCCUGUGGUGAAAUACCUGGUUCAGGAAGCAAGGGAGCCAACCCACGCCUUCGUAGCUCUGUGGGCGAUACAGCUCUACACCUGGCGGCCAGACACAAUAACUGGGACAUAGUUGAGCGACUUGUUGAGCACGGGUGUGACCUGAAUGAGCCCGACAGUGAGGGAUUUUAUGUUCUUCACAGACUUGCGCAAACAGCCCAGCGGAGACUGGUAUGGUGGAGCUCAAGAGAAACACCUGAAGACACUCUCUUUCGUACCCUUCUUAACAAAGGUACUAAUGUGUCUGUUCGCACCUCUGCUGGCGAUAGUGUCAUACAGCUGGCAGCAAAAGACGGUAACUGGAAAAUAGUUGAACGUCUUUUGGAGCUAGAAUGGGACUUAAACGAACUUGAUAGCGAGGGAUAUAAUGUUCUUCACAGGUUUGCGCAAACAACUCGGCAGACACAGGUACAGGACGACAUUUUCUUUUCUACCCUUCUUAACAAAGGUGCAGACGUGUCUGUUCAAUGUCGUACAAGUGAUACUGCCUUGCACCUGUCGGCUAAAUGCAAUAACUGGAAAAUAGCUCGAUUUCUAGCUCACCAAGGAUGUGACAUGAACCAGCCUGACAGCGAAGGAUGUUAUAUUCUAUACAGAAUUGCACAAGAAGUUGACGGAUGCCGCAAAGAUCGUUAG
Messenger RNA from Pomacea canaliculata, 993 nucleotides. RefSeq names its product putative ankyrin repeat protein RF_0381. The record is from RefSeq and is a predicted model, not a curated record. Bases 1 to 993 code for a protein of 330 amino acids. Gene Ontology annotation, molecular function: protein binding. The transcript is spliced from 2 exons. Lineage: Eukaryota; Metazoa; Mollusca; Gastropoda; Architaenioglossa; Ampullariidae.